Linum trigynum is the source of this 1251-nucleotide messenger RNA. Lineage: Eukaryota; Viridiplantae; Streptophyta; Magnoliopsida; Malpighiales; Linaceae. The record is from the annotation of a GenBank genome assembly.
UAGACUCCACACAUUAAUAGAAUUCAUCAAUCUAAUGGGUUAAUUGCAAGAAUGGUCACUGGGUUUACUAAAACUGUUCAUGUUUGGUCACUGCAAAUAUUUGAUUCCAUUCAUGGUCACUAAGAUAGUUCAAUAGUUCAAGUUUGGUCACUCUCCGUUAGUCUCCGUUAGUUUUUGCUUAUGUGGCAGUCAACUAUUAUAGUUGACCGUUAAAUGAGUGACGUGGCCAUUAAAAUAAUAAGAAAAUUUAAAUAUUUACAAUUUACACCUCAUUUUACAACUAUUAAAAAUAUAAAAAUAAAACAUACCACCGCCGCCGCUGCGCUCAUGACCAAAUCCCUCGCCGCCGCUGCGCUCUCCGACCGGGUCAAGUUUGUCGACCUCCCACCCAACGACGCCGCCGUCGACCCCACCGUCAAAGACGUCGUCAAAUUCUUCAUGGACUCAUACAAAUCCCAUGCCCGCGACGCCAUCGCCAAGCUCGUCCAGGCCUCCCCUCUCGUCUACGGGCUCUCGUGGACAUGUUCUGCACCACAUUCAUCGACGUCGCCGACGAAUUCGGCCUCUCGAGCUACAUCUUCUACACCUCUGGCGCCGGAUGUCUCAAUCUUACCCUCCAUCUCCAGAAUCUCCGGGACAACCACAACACUCCCAUCACCAAUUUCAACAACCCAGAAGCCAAUUGGUCAAUCGAAGGCUUCAAUAACUCGAUUUCGGACAAAGUCCUCCCUCGUCCUAUUCUCAACCCAUUCCUCUGCGACGGAUUUUUUGAUUUCGUCAAAUGAUACCGAGACGCAAAGGGAAUUUUAAUCAACACGUUUCCAGAUCUGGAAACCACCACAAUCGAGCACCUAUCGAAGGACGAAACCCCUCCGGUCUACCCGGUCGGACCAAUUUUAGAGCUGAAGCGGGAAGACGCUACCGGAGAAGGAAGAGGCAGCGAGAUCUUGACCUGGCUCAACGAACAACCGCCUUCGUCUGUUCUCUUCCUCUGCUUAGGAAGUAACAGUUCAAUUAUGGUCACUCUCUGUUAACUUCCGUUAGUCUCUGUUAACGUCGUCAGUUUUUUGUUUACGUGGCUAACAGAAACACCCAAUCAGCUUAUUUUAUCCCAAAAAAAUUCAAAAUCGAACAGCCACAUCAUUAAACCCGCCACGUCAAAAACUCCAACCCAACUCGUGACCUAAACUGAGACCCAAAUAAUUCGUGACUCGAACCACUCAAAUUACAAAAUAAAAUAAAUCUAAAAAC